Sinocyclocheilus grahami is the source of this 1541-nucleotide messenger RNA. RefSeq lists its product as uncharacterized. Gene Ontology annotation, molecular function: protein binding. Bases 78 to 1346 code for a protein of 422 amino acids. The record is from RefSeq and is a predicted model, not a curated record. NCBI's taxonomy places the organism in Eukaryota, Metazoa, Chordata, Actinopteri, Cypriniformes, Cyprinidae. The transcript has 5 exons.
UCUACAGCUUCAUUCAUCUGAGCGUUCAGGAGUUUCUAGCUGCUUUCUAUGUAUUUUACUACCAUAUAAAUACAACUAUGGAGAAGCUGAAGAAUUUUGCUUCAUUGCAAAAUUUGCUCAAAGGUGCAGUAGAUGAAGCCCUUGAGAGUGAGAAUGGACGUCUGGAUCUGUUCCUGCGGUUCCUGCUGGGCGUCUCACUGGAGUCCAAUCAGAGACUCUUACAGGAUCUACUGACACACACAGAGAACAGCUCAGAGAGCAUCAGGAGAACCACACAGUACAUUAAAGAGAUGAUCAAAGAUGGACAUGGACUCUCCACUGAAAGAUCCAUCAAUCUGUUCCUCUGUCUGCUGGAAGUGAAAGAUCAGACUCUGUCCAGAGAGAUUCAGGAGUUUGUGAAGUCAGACAAGCACUCAGAGAAGAAACUCUCUCCUGCUCACUGCUCAACAAUCACUUACAUGCUUCAGAUGUCAGAGGAGCCGCUGGAUGAGCUGGACCUCAAGAAAUACAACACAUCAGAUGAGGGCAGAAGAAGACUGGUACCAGCCGUGAUCAACUGCAGAAAAGCUCUUCUUGCUGGCUGUAAUCUCACUGCUCAGUUGUCUGGCUGUAUGGUGACAGAGGAAGGCUUUGGUUAUUUGUCUUCAGCUCUGAGUUCAAACCCCUCACACCUGAGAGAGCUGGAUCUGAGCUACAAUCACCCAGGACACUCAGGAGUCCAGCUGCUCAAAUACAAGCUGGAGGAUCCCAACUAUAAACUGCAGAUAUUCAAUGUGGAUCAUGGAGGAGAGAUCAUGAUGACAGCAGGACCACGAAAGUAUGCCUGUGAUCUCACACUGGAUCCAAACACAGUAAACACUCGUCUCAUUCUGUCUAAUGAGAACAGCAAAGUGGCACACGAGGGAGAGAAACAGCCAUAUCCUGAUCAUCCAGAGAGAUUUGAUGAGUGUCAUCAGGUUCUGUGUGUUGAGAGUCUGACUGGACGCUGUUACUGGGAGGCUGAAUGGAGUGGACGUGUUAAAAUAUCAGUGUCAUAUAAAGGAAUCAGCAGGAAAGGAGAGAGAGAUGACUGUAUAUUUGGAUACAACAACAAAUCCUGGAGUCUGAUCUGUUCUGUUAACAGAUUCACUGUCUGGCACAAUAAGAACAGCACUGAUAUACCUGCCCCAUCAUCCUCUAAGAGAGCAGGAGUGUAUGUGGACGUGUCGGCCGGCACUCUGUCCUUCUACAGCAUCUCUGACACACACACACUCACACACUUACACACAUUCAACACCACAUUCACUGAACCCCUCUGUGCUGGAUUUAGGGCUUAUCCUGAUUCCUCAGUGUCUCUGUGUGAUUAAACAAUCGAGAGACUCUCUGUAAAUCCUCUUUCUGAUGUUCACAUGCACACAAACCCAUCAAAUCUCACAUCAUUACAUUUGUAUUAAUUCAAUUUUUUUAUUAAUAUUUUUCAUUAUCAUCCAGAAGUUAUGAAUCUUGAUCAGACACACAUACUGUUCUGAAUCUUUAAUAAACGGAGUAAUACGUUUCAUUUA